Molecule: messenger RNA, 1452 nt
Organism: Nicotiana tabacum (common tobacco)
Lineage: Eukaryota; Viridiplantae; Streptophyta; Magnoliopsida; Solanales; Solanaceae
Source: RefSeq, a predicted model, not a curated record
AUGCCAUUCGGAUUGACUAAUGCUCCAGCCACAUUUUGCACCCUAAUGAACCAAGUCUUCCAAGAGUAUAUUAAUGAAUUCGUAGUGGUCUACUUGGACGACAUCGUGGUAUAUAGAAAAACAUUGGAGGAGCACCUGGAGCACCUGUGGAAGGUCCUAGCCAGACUACGGGAGCACGAAUUAUAUGUGAAGCUAUCCAAGUGCUCCUUUGCCCAAAAACAGAUUGACUUUCUCGGACAUGUCAACGAGGAAGGGCAGAUCAAGAUGGACCAACAAAAGAUUCAGGUUGUCACAGAUUGGCCGCCGCUUAAGGAUAUCCACACCUUGAGGGUGUUCCUUGGCCUAUGCAAUUUUUGUUGGCAGUUUUUGAAGAACUACUCUCUCAUUCCAGUGUCAUUGACAGAACUCCUAAAGAAAGCCACGCCUUGGGAUUGGGGUCCCAGACGGAUGCCUCUAACUAUGCUAAGGCGGAGUCUUGCUACAAGAGGGGCAUCCAGUGGCGUACGAGAGCCGGAAGUUAAAGGAUGUAGAAUGGCACUAUGCUGCCCACGAAAAAGAAUUAUUGGUUGUCGUCCAUUGCUUACGCCUAUGGAGGCACUAUCUGCUGGGAACUCCGUGAAAGGGAACCGAUUUUAUGUUCCUAAAGGAGGUGAUUUGCAAAGGACUCUUCUGAUGGAAUGCCAUGAUACUUUGUGGGCCGGCCACCCAGGUGAAGAACGCAUGAUAAGUAGGGAUUUUGACUACUUAUUAGCGCCUUUUAGCUUUCGCUUAGCCCAAAGGCGUGCACAAAAGCUCAAAGUGCAGACCGUAGAAUAUCAUCUGCGGCCGCAGAUUGUGAAGGCAAGCUUAUCAGAGACAAGUGCAGAAUGCGGUCCGCACAUGAAAUGUGCGGCCGCAGAAGCUAAGCAAGAUCAAAAGUUCAGAAAGUUCUCAUUUCAAGCUAAAAAGAAGAGUGAAAUUGGACGAGAUCAACACACCAUGGCAUUAUUGCGCCGUGCUUAUUAUUGGCCUCAAAUGGCUGAUGAUGUUGCGCAGUAUGUGAAGACUUGCCUAGUAUGCCAGAAAGAUAAGUCAGACCGCUUGACACAAGCGGGACUUUUGGAGCCAUUGCUUGUUCCAAAGAGACCCUGGAAAAGUGUUUCACUGGAUUUUAUCACUGGAUUGCCCAAGUAUGCUACAUUUAUAGUAGCCCCAAAAUAUAUAUCAACAGAAGAUACAACUCAACUCUUCUUCUCUCAUGUUGUCAAAUAUUGGGGUCUGCCUAAAGACAUCGUUAGUGAUCGCGACUCUCGCUUCACUAGCAACUUUUUGACUCAGCUCUUUAAGUGCCUCGGGUCAAAGUUGAGCCACAGUUCAAGUUUUCAUCCGCAAUCUGAUGGCCAGACGGAGCGGUUCAAUGGCAUGCUGGAGGAAUACCACCGUCAUUUUGUUACCGGAUUGCAGAAGAAUUGA